This is a messenger RNA of Thamnophis elegans (Western terrestrial garter snake), 2010 nucleotides long. It is a transcript of the gene DGCR2, whose product is annotated as DiGeorge syndrome critical region gene 2. The coding region runs from base 217 to 1845 and encodes 542 amino acids. NCBI's taxonomy places the organism in Eukaryota, Metazoa, Chordata, Lepidosauria, Squamata, Natricidae. The transcript has 10 exons. Gene Ontology annotation, cellular component: membrane. Gene Ontology annotation, molecular function: protein binding. The record is from RefSeq and is a predicted model, not a curated record.
GAGCGGAGCUGCGGGCGGGCGGACCUCCUCAGCGAGGCGGCGGCUGAGGCGGAGGAGGCGGUGGCGGCGGAGGCCUCGCGGGCUCCCGGAGGCGGCGUGGCAUCGUCAGCGUCGUCGUCGUUAUCGGCGGCCCUGCCCUUUGUCUUCUCCUUCUUCCCGCCCCGUCCCGCGGGGUUGAUGUGGCUGCGCUGGGAGAGGAGGAUGAACGGAGGAUAAAUGGUGCCCAAGGCGGACAGCGGCACCUUCCUCCUCCUCUUCCUCCUCGUGCUCAGCAUCACCGAGCCGCUGCGGCCAGAACUGCGUUGCAUCCCUGGGCAAUUCACCUGCCGGAGUGGUUCAGUCCAGUGCAUCCCUUCCAAGUGGCAGUGCGAUGGGUGGCCCACCUGUGAGGAUGAAAGCGAUGAAGUUGGCUGCCCAAACUAUACGGGGGACCAACGCAUUUAUCACGGGAAGGAAAAUGUGGAUUCCAGGCACGGUCGCGGAAGAGGAGGGGACACGACACGCUUCCACACCAUCAACAUGGCGCAGCCAGUUCGAUUUAGUAGGAAAUGCCCAUCAGGGUGGCACCACUACGAGGGCACUGCCAGUUGCUACAGGGUGUACCUAAGCGGAGAGAACUACUGGGAUGCUGUACAAACCUGCCAGAAGGUGAAUGCUUCCUUGGCCACCUUUACCACCGAUCAGGAGCUGAAGUUCAUUUUGCAACAAGAGUGGGACUCUGAGGAGAAGACCUUUGGCCGGAAAGAUCAACGCCGGUUUUGGGUUGGAUAUCAGUUCAUCAUCACCAACCGCAACAAUUCUCUUGAAGGCCAUUGGGAAGUCGCUUAUAAAGGAUCGUCGGAGGUAUUCCUGCCCCCGAAUCCUACCUUUAGUACAUCGCUCUCCGAAAACGAAAACAUCCUCUGCGCCCAAUUCCAGUGCUCCCACUUCCCAAUUCUCCGGCACCACGGUUUUCACAGCUGGUAUGCCGAGAACUGCUACGAAAAAUCAUCCUUUCUUUGUAAGAGAAGCCAGACCUGCGUGGAUAUCAAAGACAACAUUGUCGACGAAGGCUACAAUUUCACACCGAAAGGGGAUGACCCCUGCUUAAGUUGCACAUGUCACAACGGCGAGCCGGAGAUGUGCGUGGCGGCCUUGUGCGAGCGGCCGCAGGGCUGUCAGCAUUACCUAAAGGAUCCCAAGGAAUGCUGCAAAUUCACCUGUUCAGAUCCUGACGGCUACAGUUUGUUCGAUUCCAUGGCCAGCGGCAUGCGACUCAUCGUCAGCUGUGUCUCUUCUUUCCUCAUUUUGUCCCUCCUGCUCUUCAUGGUCCACCGGCUGCGGCAGAGACGCCGGGAGCGCAUCGAAUCUCUGAUUGGAGCCAACUUGCAUCAUUUUAACCUGGGCCGACGGAUGCCUGGUUUCGAUUACGGUCCAGACGGCUUUGGAACGGGACUCACGCCCCUGCACCUUUCCGAUGACGGAGAAGGUGGAGCCUUUCACUUCCACGACCCUCCUCCGCCCUACACAGCCUACAAAUAUCCAGACAUCCAACAUCCAGAUGACCCUCCGCCCCCUUAUGAAGCUUCCAUCAACCCGGACAACAUUCUUUGUUCUCCACCAGACGGGCUCCAUUCUCAGAUGGGUCCUGCCGCUCAGCUGUCCUUAGGGAACGCCGACACGACUCCACCACUCCCGGACGACUCUCUUCCUCCUUCCGUCGGCCCGUCCCCGAUGGACCUUGAAAACUCUGCCGACAGCAGCACCCUCCUUGUCCUACCAGACACUCCUUUAAGUGAAAGCACGCUCUCGGAAAGCCUGGCUGGCAACCAACACAGCCACUGUUCUCUAAACACCAUUGUAUAAAUAAAAGAAAAAAGGAAACACAAUCAAAACAAGAGAUUUCCCCUCCCAUUAAACUGCCAGCCAGCAAUCAAUGUCAGGCAAGCUGCUUGUCCGGCCCGAUGCACGAGGAGGAAAUGCUGGAUUCACGGACUGAAGUUCGGAAAUAAAAAACCUCCCGUGUCUGGC